ACCCAAAUUUACCAACAGAACUUAAAUUUCAAGCACGGUACCGGUAUCGUAGGCGUCAUUUAUUUGUCUAGCUUCAACCGAUGGUCUUACAUGGCUCAUUAUCGUGAUUUUAAUAAAAGAUGUCGUUAAAUGGAGCAACAAAGCGGGCCGCAGAUAUUCUGAAAUAUUGUGCGAGAUCGAAGGGAUUCGACAACAUUUUUUCUACGUUUAAUGUCAUUGCUGCAUCUCCGAACAAAGUAACGGCAGAUUACAUCGUGAAAGAAGAGCACUGCAAUCAAUAUGGUACUCUACAUGGGGGAUUUACAGCCACUGCUGUUGAUUUUAUGACGACUAUAGCACUCAUUGCAGAUGAAGAAGAUUCUCGUCCUGGUGUCAGUCUGAAUCUUAGUGUAAAUUACAUGAAAGCUCUAAAGAUUGGUGACAAAAUCACAUUAGAAGGGGAAGUCUUGAGAAAAGGAAGAUCUGUAGCUUACACAACUGCACGCAUAUUUAAGGAGAACGGAGAACUUGCUGCCCAUGGAACUCAUAUAAAACAUUUAGGGAAUUAGCAUAAAAACAUUACAAUAUUCUUGUUAAGAAAAUGAAUGACAUGUUGACAACUGUGUAAUAUUGUGUGCAGCUCUAUUUUGUAAAUUAUAACUGUUCAUACAUGUCUAUACAUUUCAACCAAAGAGUAAACACAUAUACUGUACCAUGUGGAUUUUUAUUGAGCUAGAGUUGAGGCAUGAAAUUGCACAUUUUAAACCAAACAUCAUUUAAAAUUUAGCCAAAUACAGUCUUCAGGGCAAUGAAUGAUAUAAAAAAAAAUAUAUAGUACCUCCCCCACCCCCAACUUCUGAGGACAGUAUGCAUACAACAUUUUAUAUUACAAUGAAUUUAAUACUAAGACUACGUGCUCUAUCAAUUACAGUACAGUAGAUAACAGGACUGGCUUUCCUUUGCCAUUCUCCUAGGCUCAGUGUUUCUGUAAAACUAUUUUUACAGCUACAGAACAUCUUUUGUUGAUUUCAGAAAGUGUUUCCCUUCAUUGCGAAAGUAGAUGUUAUUCUAUGAGCCAAGUAAUCACCUGAUUGUUUUAUCAAUGUUUCAUUAUUAGAUCCAAAUUGUAGGAAUUAUUAGAGUAUUUUUUAUCAAACCUACUUUUAAGCACAAAAUACUUGUCUUUCUUAUACAUGUGCUGAUACUCAAUGAUACUAGUCUACAUCUACUCGUAGUUCAUCUAUGCAAUGUUGUCGCUAUACAGUCUGAAAUUAGAGAUCCAAAAAUGAUUGACGUUAAGCUUGUGUUUUCACUCCCGUCAUCUGCAUUUUAACCACUAUCCCCUUGCUUCGUUCAAAGCGUAUAAGAAAUUAACUUUCAGAUUGGAACAAUUGGAACAGAGACAUGGCAUUGAAAA
Lytechinus variegatus (green sea urchin) is the source of this 1396-nucleotide messenger RNA. RefSeq names its product acyl-coenzyme A thioesterase 13-like. The transcript has 3 exons. Lineage: Eukaryota; Metazoa; Echinodermata; Echinoidea; Temnopleuroida; Toxopneustidae. Bases 120 to 548 code for a protein of 142 amino acids. Gene Ontology annotation, molecular function: fatty acyl-CoA hydrolase activity. The record is from RefSeq and is a predicted model, not a curated record.